This is a messenger RNA of Cladocopium goreaui, 1672 nucleotides long. The record is from the annotation of a GenBank genome assembly. NCBI's taxonomy places the organism in Eukaryota, Dinophyceae, Suessiales, Symbiodiniaceae.
GAGGUAUGUCGAUGCCAUCAGUUCUGUGUCAGGUGGCUCGUGGGCGGCGUCAGUGUAUAUGUUUUCCACAUUGCCAGUUCAGCACCUCUUGGGUGCAAGUACCGACCCAUCCGAACUUACCUUGGCGAACCUGGAGAAGCCAGAGUCUGCCUUGGGUACAGUCGGUGCAGUGAGUACUAUGGCAAUAGCUAAGCGACUGGUGAAGGGCGGCAUCAAUCCCCAGGAACUGUGGGUCAACACCAUCUCAAAGGCGAUAUUAGAGCCUUUCGGCCUUCAUGACCUGGACAGCUACAUGGCUGCGGAUCAGGAUGCUGUGAACGAAAUCAGGCGACGCAAUCCACAACUGAAGGGUGCUAAAUUCCUGACGCCGGCACCGGGUCGCCCCAAGGUUUUUGUCAUGUCUGGCGCACUGUUGGGUCCCACUGGCUACAAAGCCACCAAAGACAACGUGGUUUCGCUCCAGAUGUCACCGGACUUGAUUGGCUCGCCUUUCUAUCCAAACAAUGAGCCAGUUCAAUACGAGUCACAGUCGCGACGCUGGAAUCCUUCAAGAAACGGUCUGGUAGGAGGUGGUUUUGUGGAAAGUUUUGCCUUCGGUGGUGGUGCACCAGAGGACCUUUCCAAUGGUUGGGUCACUACUGCUGCCCCCAUGGAGCCUUUCAGCCUCUCCAAGGCAGUGGGCGUGAGCAGUGCAGGGGUGUCCUCCGCCUCUACACAGGGCCCUUUCCAUGGCAGCUUGAAUCCUGCAAAGCUUAGCCCAAGGUCAGAUUACUGGGCCAUUCCAUCUCCACAGUUUGAGGCAGAGAGCACGAGCACAUACCUCCUCGGUGAUGGUGGAAACAUCGACAACAGUGGUCUCCUGGCUAUGCUGCAGAGAGGGGCAAGACGAAUUGUUUUGGUUGUGAGUACCGGCUCUGCACUUCCCGAUGAUGUAGAGUUUUGUAAAGUUCCAUCCCUGAGUCCUGACGUGGCCAAGCGCUUGGAGAACCAAUUUCAAGCAAACUUUGGUUUUUGGGACAAGGAUGACAUUGGUGAGUUCCUGACGCGCAAUCAGGUCUUCAGCAAGGAUGAACUCUUGCCUUUGCUUUGCCAACUGCAAUCCUUGAAGAGACAAGGGAAGCCGGCGCUGGCAAAGCGCAAACUCAAAGUUCUCCCAAACAGUUGGUGGGGUAUUGAGGGCGGCUACGGUGUGCAGUUGCUGGUAGUGUACAAUGAGAAAUGCAGGGACUUCGAAAGCAAGCUUCCCAAGGACACAUCCGACAAUCUUCAUGCGUUUUUUACUUCUGAGUUCAAGCGCUUCCCGCACUACAGAAUAGUGUUCCAGAAUGCAGGCUCAGGAACUGCACUGACCCAUCCACAAAUUAAUCUAUUGGCUGCAAUGUCUGAGUAUUUUGUCAGAGAAAAUGCAGAGCUUUUUGGUAGCUUUCUCCAAAGGUGAGAAGGACAACUGAAGGGUGAUAGCAAUCACUGCUAUGUUUUUAAGAAUCGAAGAACUCACAAAGGAGCCGAUUGGACCGAUAGCGUCCUGCAAAGUCAGGCAUGUUUUCCACCGGCGUCACAGUUCGUGCCCACAACAGUCUGGAGCAUCGUAGUGACGUAGUGUAUCGUCGUGUACAUGUUUGGUCAACAUUGGUCAAGCCGUUGGCCAUCUCCGAACCACACUGACUUAAAA